AUGGAGCACUAUGAGAAAAUAGGACCCAUUGGUGAAGGUACAUAUGGAAUGGUCAUGAAAUGCCGACAUAAAGAAACUGGCCAAGUUGUUGCAAUCAAAAAGUUUAAAGAAAGCGAGGAUGACUUGCAGAUUCGGAAAACAGCAUUGAGAGAAGUUCGCAUGCUCAAGCAAUGGAAAUUAUAUCUGGUUUUUGAACAUGUAGAUCACACGAUUCUUGAAGAUCUAGAUCGGCAUCCAAAUGGCCUCUCGGAUGAUCGUAAUCAUGGAACUGUUCGAAAAUGCAUGUGGCAGCUACUUAAAGCAAUGGAUUUUUUACAUUCACACAAUGUUAUUCACAGAGAUAUCAAACCAGAGAACAUUCUAGUGUCGAUUAAUGGAGUGGUCAAACUUUCUGGACCCGGAGCCAAAUAUACUGAUUAUGUGGCGACGCGAUGGUAUCGAGCACCAGAACUCUUAGUAGGUGAUACAGAGUAUGGCAAAGCCGUGGAUAUCUGGGCAACCGGGUGCAUUUUUGCAGAGAUUUUGACUGGACAACCGUUGUAUCCUGGUGACACUGAUAUUGAUCAACUCUAUCGAAUCAUGAAAUGCCUUGGCAAGUAA
Molecule: messenger RNA, 600 nt
Organism: Batrachochytrium dendrobatidis JAM81
Lineage: Eukaryota; Fungi; Chytridiomycota; Chytridiomycetes; Rhizophydiales
Exons: 6
Coding region: 1-600 (199 amino acids)
Biological process (GO): protein phosphorylation
Cellular component (GO): nucleus
Molecular function (GO): ATP binding; protein serine/threonine kinase activity
Source: RefSeq, a predicted model, not a curated record